AUGUAUGACACGUUGAUCUCUUCGGCUGAUACUGACGACACUAUUUUAAAUUCUGACUGCAUCCGCUUAUACUAUCAGAACGUUAGGGGACUCCGUACUAAAAUCGAUGACUUUUUCAUCUCAGUUAGCGACGCAGAAAUCGACGUGGUGAUUCUUACCGAGACAUGGCUCAACGACCGUUUCCAUUCACCGCAGCUGUUUGGAACUGGUUAUAAUGUUUACCGCAAUGAUCGUGAUCCUGUUUGUACGGGCAAAGCAAGAGGAGGAGGUGUACUUAUAGCCGUAUCCAAACGCUACAAUUCAACCGAGUCAGUAAAACGAGAUGUAGUUAGUGAUAGUGACAUCGAACAACUUUGGGUUAACGUGAAUGGUGGUAACCGAAUUAUCUGUCUUGGCGUUAUUUACAUCCCACCUGAAUUUUCUACCUCCUCGAAGAGUGUCGAUCGCCAUAUCGAUUGUGCAUUUAAAGUGUCUGAGAAACUGGGACCGCAGGACUUUCACAUACUGUUUGGCGACUACAAUCAACCUGGCCUUCGUUGGAAUUGCUCUUCUAAAAAAGUUCAACUCGAUUUGCUAAACUCUACAUUCACUACUGCAAACAGUGCACUUGUGGAUGGAAUGGCAUUACUUGACAUGCAUCAGAUUAAUCCGUUCACGAAUAACCGUGAUCGAGCCUUUGACUUGGUAUUUGCUAAUAUCAAUGCAGUCAAUCAGUGCGAGGUAAUGCUACCACCUGAGGCUGUUACCAAAGUUGAUCCGUUACACCCUCCCGUUCUUGUCACGCUCAGCUGUCCACCACUAGUUAGAUAUAACGAGGCACCUGAAGAUAGAGAAUUUGACUUCUUCCGCACUGAUUUUGCGAAAUUGAAUGAAGCUUUGCACUCAGCAGACUGGUCGUUCCUGGAUUCAAAUGAUAUUAAUAUGGCUGUAACACUUUUCAACCAACGUCUCUUGUCACUCUUUCGUGAAUUCGUUCCUCGACCCAGGCCAAAGCUGAAGCCACCUUGGUCAAAUUUACGGCUUCGUCGUCUCAAACGUAAGAGAUCCACUGCGCUAAAGGAGUAUUCUCGUUUUCGAGACGCCUUCACUAAACGAGAGUUUGCUAGAACUAGUCGUCAAUACAGAACAUAUAAUCGCUUCCUUUACUCGAGAUACGUGAGGCAAAAGCAAUGUGACCUUAAACAAAAUCUUAAACGUUUUUGGUCAUUCGUUAACGAGAAACGCAAGGAAACUGGACUUCCUGCUCAAAUGACACUUCACGAUCAAUCUCCAGUAAUACUGAAGACAUCUGUAAUCUUUUUGCUCAGCAGUUUGCUAGUGUUUUCGACACCAGUAGUGCCUCAAUUCGUGAUGUACAAAAUGCGCUAA
Molecule: messenger RNA, 1368 nt
Organism: Wyeomyia smithii (pitcher-plant mosquito)
Lineage: Eukaryota; Metazoa; Arthropoda; Insecta; Diptera; Culicidae
Exons: 1
Coding region: 1-1368 (455 amino acids)
Molecular function (GO): catalytic activity
Source: RefSeq, a predicted model, not a curated record